Molecule: messenger RNA, 1787 nt
Organism: Lolium rigidum
Lineage: Eukaryota; Viridiplantae; Streptophyta; Magnoliopsida; Poales; Poaceae
Product: ammonium transporter 2 member 1
Exons: 3
Coding region: 89-1585 (498 amino acids)
Biological process (GO): ammonium transmembrane transport
Cellular component (GO): plasma membrane
Molecular function (GO): ammonium channel activity
Source: RefSeq, a predicted model, not a curated record
CUGCCAAGCAGCGCCCCGGCCACCAGACCAAACCCGCGCGCGUCUCCCCAAACCUCCCGGGCACCGGCAAGCGCGCUCGUCGCCCGAGAUGGCUGUUGCGGCGGCGGCCGCGGCGGCGGCCGUGGGCGCGUACGCGGCGGACCUCCCGGCGGUGCCGGAGUGGCUGAACAAGGGCGACAACGCGUGGCAGCUGACGGCGGCGACGUUCGUGGGCAUCCAGUCCAUGCCGGGCCUCGUCGUCCUCUACGGCAGCAUCGUGAAGAAGAAGUGGGCCGUCAACUCCGCCUUCAUGGCGCUCUACGCCUACGCCUCCUCCCUCCUCGUCUGGGUCCUCGUCGGCUUCCGCAUGGCCUUCGGCGAGCGGCUGCUGCCCUUCUGGGGCAAGGCCGGGGUGGCGCUCUCGCAGGGCUACCUCACGGGCCGCGCGAGGCUGUCGGCGACGGCGCACGGCGGCGAGAACGGCACGCCCGCCGCCGAGCCCUUCUACCCGGAGGCGACGCUGGUGCUGUUCCAGUUCGAGUUCGCCGCCAUCACGCUCAUCCUCCUCGCGGGGUCCGUGCUGGGGCGGAUGAACAUCAAGGCCUGGAUGGCCUUCACGCCGCUCUGGCUGCUGCUGUCGUACACGGUCGGCGCGUUUAGCCUCUGGGGCGGCGGCUUCCUCUACCACUGGGGCGUCAUCGACUACUCCGGCGGAUACGUCAUCCACCUCUCCUCCGGCAUCGCCGGCUUCACCGCCGCCUACUGGGUGGGCCCGAGGCUGAAGAGCGACCGCGAACGCUUCUCCCCGAACAACAUCUUGCUCAUGAUCGCCGGCGGCGGGCUGCUGUGGAUGGGGUGGGCCGGGUUCAACGGCGGCGCGCCGUACGCCGCCAACAUCACGGCGUCGAUAGCCGUACUCAACACCAACGUCAGCGCGGCGACGAGCCUGCUCACGUGGACGUGCCUCGACGUCAUCUUCUUCGGCAAGCCGUCCGUCAUCGGCGCCGUCCAGGGCAUGAUGACCGGCCUCGUCUGCAUCACCCCCGGCGCAGGGCUGGUGCAGACGUGGGCGGCCGUGAUCAUGGGCAUGUGCGCCGGCAGCGUGCCGUGGUUCAGCAUGAUGAUCCUGCACAAGAAGUCCACGCUGCUGAUGAAGGUCGACGACACGCUGGCCGUCUUCCACACCCACGCGGUAGCGGGGCUCCUGGGCGGCGUCCUCACGGGGCUCCUGGCCACGCCCGAGCUGAUGGCGAUGGAGUCCCCCGUGCCGGGGUCCAAGGGCGCCUUCUACGGCGGCGGCAUCGGGCAGGUCGGCAAGCAGCUGGCCGGCGCGGCCUUCGUCAUCGUGUGGAACCUCGUGGUCACCACGCUCAUCCUGCUCGGCAUCGGCCUCUUCAUCCCGCUCCGGAUGCCCGACGACCAGCUCAUGAUCGGCGACGACGCCGCGCACGGGGAGGAGGCCUACGCGCUGUGGGGCGACGGCGAGAAGUUCGACGCCACGCGCCACGACGUGUCCAGGGGAGGCGCCGGCGGGGAGAGGGAGAUGGGCACCGCCGAGCAGCGGCUCGCCGGCAUGGGCGCCAGGGGAGUCACCAUCCAGUUGUAGCAGGAUCGAUCGAUCAAGGGCGCGCGCGCGUGUCGUGCCUAGCCAGGCUGUACCGUUAAUUUUGGUGUUUACUGUAGUUUCGACUGUAGGAGGAGUAGUGAUGCUUUUAACUGCAGGAAGUGAGAGGCUUUUGUGUAGAUUGUUGAUGUAAUCUUGGCAUUUGCGACAUAUAUUGGUGGGGAAAUCUGCUAAUUUGCGUGCA